Messenger RNA from Antrostomus carolinensis (chuck-will's-widow), 851 nucleotides. RefSeq names its product serine/threonine-protein phosphatase 2A 55 kDa regulatory subunit B beta isoform. The annotation marks the transcript as partial. Lineage: Eukaryota; Metazoa; Chordata; Aves; Caprimulgiformes; Caprimulgidae. Gene Ontology annotation, molecular function: protein binding; protein phosphatase regulator activity. The record is from RefSeq and is a predicted model, not a curated record. The transcript is spliced from 4 exons. Gene Ontology annotation, cellular component: protein phosphatase type 2A complex.
ACAUUGUGGACAUCAAGCCGGCCAACAUGGAGGAGCUGACGGAGGUGAUCACGGCCGCCGAGUUCCACCCGCACCACUGCAACACCUUCGUCUACAGCAGCAGCAAAGGCACCAUCCGGCUCUGCGACAUGCGCACCUCUGCCCUCUGCGACCGCCACGCCAAGUUUUUUGAAGAGCCUGAAGAUCCAAGUAACCGGUCAUUUUUUUCUGAGAUCAUCUCCUCAAUCUCCGAUGUCAAAUUCAGCCACAGCGGGAGGUAUAUCAUGACCCGGGACUAUCUCACUGUCAAGGUCUGGGACCUGAACAUGGAGAACCGGCCCAUUGAGACCUACCAGGUUCACGACUACCUGCGGAGCAAGCUCUGCUCGCUCUACGAGAACGACUGCAUCUUCGACAAGUUCGAGUGCGUCUGGAACGGGUCCGACAGCGUCAUCAUGACCGGCUCCUACAACUUCUUCCGCAUGUUUGACCGCAACACCAAGCGCGACGUGACGCUGGAGGCCUCGCGGGAGAACAGCAAACCCCGUGCCAUCCUCAAGCCCCGCAAGGUCUGCGUGGGCGGCAAGCGGAGGAAAGACGAAAUUAGCGUGGACAGUCUGGACUUUAGCAAAAAGAUCCUGCAUACAGCUUGGCACCCCUCCGAGAAUAUCAUUGCCGUGGCAGCAACAAAUAACCUGUAUAUAUUCCAGGACAAGGUUAACUAGGAGGACAAGUUGUGCUUUAGGAAUCUCAUGUACUGAAUACUAGUAAACACAAGAUUUCAGAUGUUUCUUUUCUUUCUUUCUUUUUUGUUUUUUUCCUUUUCCCUCCUGUUCUUUGUUCAGUUACUGCUCCGCAGGUAGCGGCUGUGC